Messenger RNA from Daphnia pulicaria, 2882 nucleotides. RefSeq lists its product as uncharacterized. Bases 1674 to 2747 code for a protein of 357 amino acids. Gene Ontology annotation, biological process: protein ubiquitination. Gene Ontology annotation, molecular function: ubiquitin protein ligase activity. Lineage: Eukaryota; Metazoa; Arthropoda; Branchiopoda; Diplostraca; Daphniidae. The transcript is spliced from 9 exons. The record is from RefSeq and is a predicted model, not a curated record.
UGCGGUGUUUGCUUUUGUGAAUUUGACGAGGAAAUAGGAAACCUAAAUUUCUACAAUGCGCCCACACGGUGUGCUUCAAUUGUCUCCAGAAAAUCUACUAUCUAAAUUUACCAAAUUUGAAAUGUGUUAGCCAACGUUUAUAAGAAUUGUAAUCUAAUUAUAUAAACCUUCUAAUAGUAUAAUCCUAGGUACCUAAUUACCUUAUAAACAACUUGAAAGUGAUCAUAAACAACUGAUAAUGGUUCCAGCCGCCUUCAAACCAGGAUCCGGAGAUUUUAACUCUGAUAGUAAAACGUGUUGAAAGAAAACGAAAAAAAAGUCGAUAAGGAAGCCCAAAUUUCUACAAUGUGGCCACACGUACUGUCUGAAGUGUCUGCAGGAAAUAUGUCGAGCUGGCGCUGGCUGGAUUACAUGCCCUUUUUGCCGCAAAACAUUCUUAAUAAGCGACACUGCCAGUCUGCCCAACAAUUCCUACGCCCUCCAGAUGGUCAAAUUAAAAGAAGAGAGGGAAAAGACGAAAGUAACGGCCGUCAGUUCUUUGGAGUGUCGAUCUUGUAAUUCGGUAAAAAAGGCAGUAAUGAUGGAGCAAACGGUGCAAUUGGCCUCUGUUCUCAAGAAACGAAAAGUAGUACAAGGGCAAUUGGAUGCCAUCGUGAAAUCCAUCACUGCGGUUGGUGAUCAAGUGAAGAAACUCCAGGAAGAAAACAAUAUCGAAAUGGCGGAACUGCUGUCGCUCAUUGAAGUUACUCCGCAACCGACAGCGUCAAGCUUUUUGCCAAAUCCAAUAUCCCCCAUGAUUGCCAAAUUGGUCCAGUCCUCGAUGCAUACUUACAUUUUCAUCCUGAAAGUGUUUAACUCCGGCACGUCAAUAGGCGAAAUUCGGAUCCGCCCAGCAUUCACAUUUCACCCGGAAUUUGUGCAAAAGUUGUUACAGUUUUGUUACAAUUCACCAAAGAAUUUUGUCUCUACUGUUGCCAAGGCCCAGGCUGGAGUGUUCGUCUCAAUAUCGAUGUCUCAUGCGUCAUUUCGUCCAACUUUUACGGCUGCUAAUCAGACAACUCGUAUUAAUGUCUCAAAAAUGGGUGAGGUUGGGAUCAUUUUUAAGAAAAAGAAUCAACCCGUCGGUGUCGGCCCCAACACCAUUACAGGUUGGAAUCUGUUCAUACCAUUGAAUCCUGCCAACAACCAACAAAGAAAGAUCAUAACUUCCGCUUCCGCCGAACUGUUUGGACACAUCAUCGACACAUCCAAUCACCCCAAUGUAGCCAUUACAAAGCUGAGUACGUCCAAAAAGAACGAAAGAGGAAGCUACACAAUGACUCUCGAAUCCCAGUAGUACUACCUCAAUAAGGUAUUUAGUUCUAAUCGAAGAUUGCAUGUACAUCCUUAAUUCUAACCGUUGAAAGAAAACUGUAUAAGAUCACAGCUUUUGAGAGCAAAUUAAAAAUUUGAUGGAAAUGUAUUGCAUGUUCAGCGUUUGUUUAACAUGUUAGUUUCAUUAAGAUAUUCCUAAAUGUUUUGUUCUACAUUGGCCUGUGAUAACGCAGUCAGUUUUUAAUCAAGAUUCGUCAGGCUAUUGCGCAACUUUUAAAGCAUUUGUAAGGAGUGGUGAUAAUCAAACAAUGUUCAAAAAAGGUGAUAAGAUGGGAGUCGGACGACAGUAGGUAAAGAACAUGGACGGCGCUUUAGACGACGCUAGCGAUACGGAACAUUUCGUCAAUUGCGGUGUUUGCUUAUGUGAAUUUGACGAGGAAAAUAGGAAACCCAAAUUUCUCCAAUGUGCCCACACGGUGUGCUUCAGUUGUCUCCAGAAAAUCUGCCUAAAGGACAUGAUUUCCUGUCCAUUUUGCCGCAAGAACUUUGUCGGCGUAACUGUUACAAGUCUGCCCAACAAUUUGUACGCCCUGCACAUCAUCAAAUUAAAGAAGGAAAAGGAAACAACUGGAACAACUGCCAGUUCUCUGGAUUACCGAACAAGAUUAGCCAGUGCCCUGGAAACGCGCUAUGACGUUCAAGAGCAGUUGGAUGUUGUCAUGAAAACGAUAUUUGAGGCUGGAGCGCAAGUCAAGAAGCUUCAGGUGGAAAACUACCUUCACAUAGCAGAACUGAUGUCGGCCAUGAAAAUGAAUUCCCCACCAGCCCCCGCAACUGUUACACCCACUUUUAAACCCACCUACAUAUUCCCAAGUCCAACCCCAACUGCAAACAACAAAUUCGUCUUGGGAGAAUCAAUUUUCAUCCUGAGGCUGUUUCAAUCGGGCGCUCUUAAAGGUGAAAUUCGGAUCCGUCCUGCGCCCACAUUUCACCCGGAAUUUCUCCAACACUUGGGCAAAUUCUGUUACAAAUCUCCCAAAGAUUUCGUCACCACUGUUAACAAGGCGCACGCUGGAGUAUUUGCUUUGUUCUCCAUGUCCCAUCUUCUAUUUCACCCCAUGGUUCCCAAUUAUACUUCUAAUCCUUGGCCUGGCACCACUCCUAACGCGGCUCCUGGUGAGGUCGGGAUAAUCUUAAACAAAUCUAGUCUGCCCGGUUCGAUCCUGAGCUCCUCCGCUAUCACUAGCUGGAGCUUGAUCCUUUCUGUGAGUCCUGUAAAUCACCAGCAUAAGAAUUUAAUAUCACCCCUGCCAGUCGAAAUGUUUGGCCAUGUCAUGAAUACUUCCGAUUCACCCAAUGAAAUCGUUAUGGAACUCAGCAAGUCCAAGAAAUCUGAAGUAAUCAACUACACAAUAAGUCUUGAAUCCCAGUAGAUCCUUCAUUUGGAAAGUCCACUCUAAACCGGAUCAACCCUGUAUCAAUGCCAUAAAUGCAUUAAAGAAACUACAUGAUAACGCAAUGCUGUUAACUUGAGGAUUUAUUCUUAAAAUAAAUUGUGCAUGAGCUAA